AUGAAGUCAAAAGCAGAGAAAAUAAACAACGAAAGUAUAGAACUUGAGUUUCAAAAAGCUUUUAAAGAACAAAAGAAACAGAAGUCAAAACAAAAGAAAAAACCAAUACACGAUGACUUUGAUCAAAAACAAUUUGAUUUAUUAAUUGAACAAGAACAAUCAAAAAGACAACUUCAAAAAGAAGAAACAAAAAAACUAGUUGAAGAAUAUUCUCAACUUACUGCUCCAUGUUUCGGAAAAGGUGAAAUGAUAAUUCCAGAUUCAAUCUCUUUUGGAAAAGAAAUUAAACAAAUUUCAAAAUGUAAAGUACCAAAUAAUUGUACUUGGGACUACAACCUUAAUUGUAAAACAUUAACAUCUCUUAGUAUACAUAAAGAAGGAAAUGUUUUAGUUUGUUCAGGUAAUGAUGGAAUAAUUAGAGUGUGUGGUUUAAAAGAAAAAAGUGUUGUUGAAAAUUUAAUAGGACAUCAGUCUAUGAUUCCUAGAGUUACAUUUUAUGAUAAUUUUGUUAUUUCUGUUUCAAUGGAUGGAACUGUAAAGGUUUGGGACAUUGUAAAAGGAGAAGUUAUUACUGGAUGGACAGAAGCACCCAAUUCAACUGAUGAAAAACCACCAUAUAAAUGUGUUAUUGCCAAUGAAAAUGGUAUUUUUGCAGGAUGUGCAAACAAAAGAAUAUUUCAAUAUGACAUAAGAGAAAAAAAACAUACGUGUGAAUAUAUAGUUGAUUCAAUUCCAUUAGAUGUUGCUCAUUGUGGAAAAGGAAUAGUAUGUUCAUCUGAAGAUAAAAUAAUAAGGUAUUAUGACUUAGGAAGUGGUUCAGUUACAAAGGAAAUUCAAGACCCUAAUAUUCAAACAAUGUUUUGUUUAAAUGAUUAUCAUGGAAAAUAUGUUAUUGCACAAUCAAUGGAUAAUUCUAUUGUUUGUUUUAGAGGAGAUCCAUUUAGACAAAUGAGUGGAAGGGUAUUUAGAGGCCAUUAUCCAGGGGCUUGGUGUUGUCGUCCUUCUUUUAGUCCAGAUGGACAAUAUAUUCUUUCAGGAGAUGCUAAUGGUAAAAUAUUUAUAUGGAGUUGGAAAAAAGGAAAAAUACUAAAAGUAUUUGAGCAUGCUCAUAAAGGAUGUGUAACUGAUGUGAUAUGGCAUUCAACUAAUAGUUCUUCAUUUAUAUCAUGUGGAUGGGAUGGUAAUUUAUGUUAUUGGAAUUAA
Molecule: messenger RNA, 1203 nt
Organism: Entamoeba histolytica HM-1:IMSS
Lineage: Eukaryota; Evosea; Mastigamoebida; Endamoebidae
Product: WD domain containing protein
Exons: 1
Coding region: 1-1203 (400 amino acids)
Biological process (GO): mRNA splicing, via spliceosome
Cellular component (GO): catalytic step 2 spliceosome
Molecular function (GO): protein binding; mRNA binding
Source: RefSeq, a predicted model, not a curated record